Molecule: messenger RNA, 138 nt
Organism: Racocetra fulgida
Lineage: Eukaryota; Fungi; Glomeromycota; Glomeromycetes; Diversisporales; Gigasporaceae
Source: the annotation of a GenBank genome assembly
AUGCAUAAGGAUUUUCAUAGCGGAAAUAUCAUCAUUUCUGGUGAAUAUUCUUAUAUUUCCGACUUUGGAUUAUGUAAGAGCGUUAAUUCUGAAGCCCGGGAUAGUAUUUUUGGGGUUAUUUCAUACAUUGCGCCUGAA